Molecule: messenger RNA, 3042 nt
Organism: Schistosoma mattheei
Lineage: Eukaryota; Metazoa; Platyhelminthes; Trematoda; Strigeidida; Schistosomatidae
Source: the annotation of a GenBank genome assembly
AUGUUCCUUUCAGAGAGGAAGGCUAGUCAUUCCCGUGAUACUCAAGGAAAUAUUGUUGGUAUAGACUUUUCGGGUGACGAUGGUUCAGAUUCUACAUCCAAAGAAUGGGUUUAUACAAGAUGGGCCAAAAUAAUGUUUCGAACAGCUGCUAUGAUCAGUCUAGCAUCAGUUAGUAUGAAUACACCGGAUACAUUUAGACAAGUUCCAGUAUUAAUGUAUAUUACUUUUAUCUUGGAUUUGAUGGUUGCAUUAUUAUUCACAGUGGAAAUGAUCAGCAAAAUGUAUAUCGAAGGCUUAUUUGUUCCUGCAUCAAGUCAGUCAUCUGGUGGCAUUGAUCAAAAACGUAAUCGUGCUUAUUUUCAAAAAUCAUGGAAUUAUUUUGAUGCAUUUAUGUUAUUGUGUAUAUGGGCUUCAUUAGCAUUACAAUGUGUAGAAUUUUAUGUCACAUUUCAUUGUUCAGUUAAUAGUAAUGAUGAAGAAAAUAUUCUUUAUAAUAAUAAUAUCAAUAAAGAUUAUUUUACAUGUUCAAAUAAUGAAAAUUUUCGACGAAAUUAUGGUUUUUUAAGUGUUAUACGUUGUCCAAGACCAUUGAUACUUAUACGUGUAUUUCGUGCAGUAUUAAGACUUCAAUUACCUCAAGCACGUGUAAAAGCUAUAUUUCAACGAUCCACACAUCAAGUAUACAAUGUGACAGUAUUUCUACUUUUCUUUAUGUCACUUUAUGGUUUCUUGGGUGUGCAAUUUUUUGGCGAUGAAUUAAAUUAUCAUUGUGUUUUAAAAACAGCUAAUGAAACAUAUAUUACUAAACGAGAUCUAGCCAUACCAGAUUCUUAUUGUAAUCCAGCCAAAAAUCCUGAUGCUCAAUGUCCCAGUAAUAUGAAAUGUAUACGAAUUGCUAGCUCUAUACAAGAUGAUGGGGGUUAUGCUGGAUUUGAAAGCUUUUAUAUUAGUAUAUUUACGGUAUAUCAAGCUGCGUCUCAAGAAGGUUGGGUCUUCAUAAUGUAUCGUGCUAUGGAUUGUCUUGCGUCAUGGAAAGGAGUUAUUUAUUUUAUGUCUAUGAUCUUUUUGGUUGCAUGGUUAGUUAAGAAUGUAUUUAUUGCUGUGUUAAUUGAAACAUUCGCUGAGAUUAGAGUACAAUUUCAACAAAUGUGGACACCAAGGCAUACUGCAGAUGCAGAUUCAUCAAAGAUAUUUCAGUUUGAUGGUUUAACAUGGAAAUUAGUUCCUGUACAUGAGAGUAAUCCACGUGGUUUAGCACCAAAAUUUUUUCAAGAAACGAUACUCAGGUCUACUGGAUUCAAUGUAGUUAUCAUGGUCUUAGUAUUGGCUAAUGCAAUCACAGCAGCUGCAUUACACUUUAAUCAUCAAAGUUUACGAGACAGUGACAAUAUGAAAGUUCAAUUAGACGGUUUCUAUUAUGCUGAGAUUUUAUUCACUAUACUUUUCAAUAUCGAAGCUGUUUUUAAAAUUUGGUGUUUAGGAUGGGGUAAUUAUUGGCAUAGAUCAUUGUUCAAAUUUGAAUUAUUUCUUUGUAUCGGUACAACAAUUCAUUGUAUACCAAUAUUAUAUCGUACAGAAUUUACAUUUUUAUCUGUUUUAAGAAUUGUGCGUCUGAUUAAAGCCUCUCCAAUGCUGGAAGACUUUUGCUUCAAGAUAUUUGGACCAGCUAAAAAAUUGGGCAGUUUAAUUUUAUUCACUACAUGUUUCCUAAUAAUCACAUCAACGUUUAGUUUACAGUUAUUUUGUUGCUUUCAAGUAUUCGAACCAACAUUUGAUAGGUUCUCGACAUUUCCAAAGGCAUUUAUGUCAAUGUUUCAAAUACUUACACAAAAAGGUUGGGUUGCUGUGAUGCAUGAUACAAUGGAUGUUGUAGAAAAUGAAGCUGUAACAACAGGAGUUGCAAUUUAUUUUGUAUUUUAUCAUUUAGUUGUAACAUUGAUCGUCCUUAGUUUGUUUGUUGCUGUCAUCUUAGAUAAUUUGGAAUUGGAUGAAGAUAUUAAGAAAUUAAAACAAUUAAAACUUAGAGAAAUCAGUGCUGAAACACAACAGAAAUUACCUAUGCGUCUUCGAGUAUUUGAAAAGUUUCCAAAUCGUCCACAAAUGUUACAACUUACUCGACUUGUAUCUGACUUCUUAAUGCCUAAAAUUCGUGAUAGUUUUAUGCGUCAAUUCGCUGUUAUAUCAGCUCUUGAAGAAGUUGAAGAUGAAACUAUUGAAGAAAUGUUAACAACAAUGGCUAAAUCACAACAAACAACAGAACAAAAUCAACUCAAAUUAAAUCCAUUUUGUGUAAAUCCUUCUAAUGCUAAUCCUAAUUUUAAUAAUUAUAAUACCUUAACAAAAGAAGCAAUUCCUAGUCAUACAGAUGUUGAAACAUUAAGAGCUAUUAAACGCAAAGUUCAUGGAUUACAUGGUGAAGAGAAAUUUCGUGCAAUUAUUUAUCUUUUAAAUGAAUCGAAUAAAACACGUUUAUUGACAACUGAAAAAACUUCAAACAUUGGAAAUAGAUCCUUAUUAUCAGCCCAACAUCAAAUUCGAUUAGAAAGAAGAAGCACAAGAAACAGGGUUGGAAAUCCAAUGGGGACUCAUAAAUCAUUUAGGGCUAAUGGAGAAGUUAGAGGAGGAAAUCCCUCAGUAAGACCAGAUCGUAAUGGUGAAUCACAAGCAACUACUGGUAAUAGAACAAGUCACGACGAUAUAAAACUAUUACAACAAAAAGCUCAACUUGCAGAACUUAAAAGAACACAACAAGAAGUUGAACUUAGAGAAAAUCAUCCAUUUUUUGAUCGACCAUUAUUUGUUCUUGGACGUGAAAGUCGUUUUAGACGAUUUUGUUUAGUUCUUGUUGAAGCAAGACAUAAAGCACACGAUUCAAUGGAUUCAACAGAUAAUGGAAACUUUAUACAUAAAUUUCUUGGAUUAGUUACAUAUUUGGAUUGGAUAGCUAUAUUUGUAACAACUUUAUCAUGUGCAUCAAUGUCUUUAGAAACACCACAUUUUAGAUUAAUGAAUACACCAGAAGUUCAAGUAAGUCAUUUGUAA